Molecule: messenger RNA, 13064 nt
Organism: Loxodonta africana (African savanna elephant)
Lineage: Eukaryota; Metazoa; Chordata; Mammalia; Proboscidea; Elephantidae
Product: zinc finger protein 605-like
Exons: 4
Coding region: 4477-6600 (707 amino acids)
Biological process (GO): regulation of transcription by RNA polymerase II
Molecular function (GO): DNA-binding transcription factor activity, RNA polymerase II-specific; RNA polymerase II cis-regulatory region sequence-specific DNA binding
Source: RefSeq, a predicted model, not a curated record
CUGGACUCACAAAGCUUGCGGAUGGCAGUCUACUAGAGCCACCUGGCGCCUUUCCAGAAACUCGUAAUCUGGUUUGAAACGUCCCUUCAUGACGCAAUAUGCGCGCGCCCCGUUCGCGGAUACCGGCCGGGAGCGGCCAUUUUCCAACCAAUUGCCGUACAUUGUGCGAAGGUGUACUCACACCUUUUGCGCAAGGCACAGGACAAUGAGAAGCAAUGGAAAACUACCAAUUUUGCUCUAUAUUCAGGCCAACUCAACUAUUGUGCUUCCCCAAUCUGAGAAAGCGGAGCGGCCAUAUUGCUUAGCGAUAAUUCUUGGAGAUUUAGAAUCCGCACUUCGAAAGUACUACUGAGUCUGCGUAAUAGCAGCAGAGGCGGGACAGCGACACCGUGAGCGGAAGCGGAAAUGACGUAUUGGUUUUUGGCCUUCUGGGUCAUAAGGUUUUGGGACUCUACGUUUUAGGUUAUUUUGGAUUUCUUCGAAAAGACUAGGAAUCGGGCUCUGUGGGGAUUCCGUGACUUGGCAUGUGGCUUGUGAAGGGUACUCGUGGGGAGUUGUUUAAGGCGGCUUUCUGGGAGUUUCGGGUGCUUUGGGCAGUGAUACUGAGGGUGCGAGUGGUCCAUAUCGCGUCCCUGACCCUGGGGAGAGGAGUUGGGAGAGCCACAGAACGAGGGGACCUCCGAAGUGUGUUCAGUGAGGGCAGGAGCUGGUUAGUCAUCUAGGGCUUCUGUGGUUCGGGUGUGCGGACCCGGAGCGUCCCGUGUUGGGGUCCGCGUGGGCGUCGGUGUCUGGAGCUGUGAACGGUAGCAAGAAGGUUGGGGGUCAACAUUGGCCUCGGUGAUGGAAGAGGCUGGUGGUGUUGAAACGAAGGAGGCUUCAGGAGGGCGGUGAUUUGGUUGCGUAAUAAGCGUUGGGAUGCUAAAUUUCCCGAGUUUUUAUACUGAAAAAUUUCAAGCAUCCAGAAAAGUUAAAAAAAAAAAAUAGAAAAAUGUUUUUUUGAGAUAAUUAAAUGGUUCUUCCUAAACUAUGCUUGCGUUCCUGAAAUAAAGGUAAUUUAAUCAUUAUACCCGUUACUGUUGAGUCAAUUCCGAUUCAGCGACCCUGUAAUAGGACAGAGUGGAACUGCCCCAUAGGCUUCCAAGAUGGAUUUGAACUGCUGGCUUUUUGGUUAGGCAGUCCUUUACCACUGUGCCACAAGGGCCCCAAACGUAACUUGGUUGUAAUAUGAUAAAUUCUCUUCACCUUUUGUUCGAUACGUUGCUGUUCUUGGUGCUGUCCAGUUGGUUCAGUUUGGACUCAUGGUGACCCUCUGUGGGAUAGAAUGAAACACUUCCCAGUCCUGCACCAUCCUCACAAUCAUUGAUAUGUUUGAGCCCACUGUUGCAGCCACUGUGUCAGUCCAUCUUGUUGAGUGUCUUCCUUUUUUUUUUUUUACUGAUCCUUUACCAAGCAUGAUGUCUUUUUUCCAGGGUUCAGCCCCUCCUGAUAACAUGUCCAAAAUAUGUAAAAUGAAGUCUCGCCAUCUUUGCUUCUGAGUAACAUUCUGACUGUACUUCUUCCAAGAAAGAUUUGUUUGUUCUUCUGACAACCCAUAGUAUAUUCAGCAUUCUUUGCCAACAGUGUAAUUCAAAGGCAUCAAUUUUUCUUUGGCCUUCCUUAUUCAUUGUCCAGCUUUCGCAUGCAUAUGACUCGACUGAAAAUACCAUGACUUAGGUCAGGUGCACCUUAGUCCUCAAAGUGACAUCUUUGCUUUUUAACACUUUAAAAAGGUCUUUUUGCACCACAUUUGCCCAAUGCAAUAUGUGGUUUGAUUUCUUGAUUGCUGCUUCCAUGGGCGUUGAUUGUGGGUAUGGCUUUCUAAUAUUUUAUUUAGGGUUUUCACAGCUAAGCUCAUAAACUAGAUUGACUUUUAAAUAUUGUUUUUCAUGCUGUUCUUGAAAUCUGUAUUGUUCAAUUUUCACAUGCCCUGCCAAAGACAGAGUUGCAUUUUACUUCAGAGUUUCCAGAGACGCGAUAUUGAGAGCAUCUAAGUUAUGUUAGUAUAUUUCUCAGCUAUCCUGACAUAUGUGCAUUAGCUUCAGUGUGAAAUUAAUUCUUCACAACCAGCACAGGAGAUACAGUUAGGGUUUUGUGUGACACUGAGGUCCAAAAAAGAGAGGCACAGAUUUGAGAUUCAGUUGAAACUUCAUAGAAGUUUAAGAAUAUGUACUUUGUCUUUUGAGGCAGACAUUCUAUAUUUGUUUUGCUUUUUGUAGGUAAAAAGUUCCCUGUAUUGAGCUAUAAUUUACACACAGUAACAUUCACCAUAUUUUGUCUGCAAUUUGAUGAGUUUUGACAAAUGUGUAUCAUCAUGCAGUACCACCUUAAAUCAAUAUCUAGAACCUUUCUAUCAACCCUAAGUGUUAUUUUGUGCCCCUUGCAAUUGAUCACAUUCACUGUUCUCUGUCCCCUGACAAUCACUGUGUGCUUUCUAUAGGUGUGUAUAUUCUGGGACUUCAUAGAAAUGGAAUUAUACUGUACGUAGGCUUUGGUGUCUGGUUUCUUUCCUUUAACAUAUACUUUUGAGAUUCGUCCUUGUUUUUGUAUGUAUCAAUAGUUCAUUCCUUUUUACCGGGGAGUAGUGUUCAGUGGCACAGAUAUACCACAAUAUGUUUACCCAUUCACCAGUUGAUAAGUAUUUGAAUUUUUUCUAGGUUUUGGCUAUUAUGAAUAAAGCUACAAUGUAUAGUCAUAUACAAAUCAAAGUGGUUGUACCAUUUUGUAUUUUCACCAGCAGUGCAUGAGAUUUCCUGUUACUUCACAUCCUUUCCCAGGGCUUUGAACUGGUUCAUUCUGGUUCAAACCCUUGCUGAGAACUUGCAUUUUUCACUCCUCAGAUAUACUGAAUCAGACUCUACAUUUUAACAAGGUCCCCAGGUGAUUUCUUAUGUGUGAUAUUCUGAGAACCACUGCUUUUAAUAGUGGUUCUCAGAAUUGGUCCCUAACUGGCAGCAUUAGCAUGGCAUGGGGACUUGUUAGAAAUGCCGAUUCUCAGCAGGGGUUCAAACCAGUAAGAAUUGGUUAGACUCCCUGCCUUGUCCAUACACCGUAAUAUCAGUCUUUUUAAUUGUAUCCAUUCCAGUAGGUAAGUAGAUUAUUUCAUUUUGGUUUUAAUUAACCAACAUAAAGCAACUUGUCGUGUGCUUUUCACCAUUUCUGUUUUUUUUUCUUGUGAUGUUUCUGUUCAUGUUUUAAAUUGCAUUAUUUCUUAUUGAGUUGGAAAAGAUUUUUAUAUUUUUUGGAUAGAAGUCCAUUGGCAGAUAUAUGCUUUGCAAAUAUUUUAUCCAACCCUUGGGCUUUACCUGUCUUCCGUUUUUUUUUUUAAGUGUUUUUUGAAGAUCAGAAGUUUUUAGUGUUGAUGAAAUCUAAUUCACCAAUUCUUUUUUUUUUUUUUUUUUAUCAUGGCUGAUGGAAACACUAACUAUUCCUAACCUUGUGUGAGCUCCAGGAAUUGUUCUGCCUGUUCUUUCCCAGUGAUUCUUUCCAUGGCUUUCCUAGUUCCCCAUAGUUGAUUCAUCAGAGACUCAAAGGAACCAUCUGCAUAUCUGCAGAGUACAGAGCUCUGUCUUUCUCUUUUUCUUGUGUACUGCCUUUGCCUCCACAAGCUUUGACUUGUAGACUCUUUUUGGGUUCCUUCUCCCUGUCCUGAGCCCUGGAGACUUUGCACAGACAGUAAGCUACAGCACAUGAGGGGCUCACCUUGUUUGUUUCUCUUCUUCUCUGCCUUGUGUGUCUGAAAAUAGUUGUUUUAGAUAUUUUUUCCAUUACUUUUAUAGUCAUUUAUGAUGGGAGGGUAAUUCUGCCCCGAAGCAGAAUCUUAUCAGCCUAGAGGGUUUGUAUUUUAACCUUUGCUUCACAAGUUACUAGCUGUGUAACUUUUAGCUAGGUGCUUGAUCUUUCCAUUCUUAGUUUUCUCUAAAGUGGAGUAAUCACGUUGUUGUGUGCCAUCAGGUUGAUUCUGACUCAUAGUGGCCCUAUAGGACAGAAUAGAACUGCCCCAUGGGGUUUUCUAGGCUGUAUUGUUUUCAGGAGCAGAUCACCAGGUCUUUUCUCCUGUAGAGCUGCUGAGGGGUUCAAACCACCAACCUUUUGGUUAGCAGUGAAGUGCUUAACCAUUGUGCUACCAGUGCUCAUUGGACUAAUUAUAGUCUGCACCUUAUAGGGUUGUUGUGACGAUUAAAAGAGAUAAUAACUCAGUUAAAACAGUCUUUUAUAUGUGUAGUAACUUAUUAUUAUUAUUGCCACAUAAAAACAAAUCUUGGUUUGAAUCCAUAGGUACUGGCUUCCUAGAAGCAGACGGCUCCUAUAAGGGAAGAAAGUAGAUCUCAGGUCCAGAAAUUCAUCCUUGCUGAGGAUACCCUUGAUGAGAGACCAUUUCCAGAAUUUCAGGGCAGACAGAUCCUAGGGGUACUCGCCAUUUCCAGAGGGCUGCUGAAAAUGAUCGAGUCCCAGGGAUUAUUGUCAUUCAAUGAUGUGGCUGUGGACUUUUCCUGGGAAGAGUGGCGGCUCCUAGAUCCUAUUCAGAAGAGCCUUUACCGGGAUGUGAUGUUGGAAAAUUACAGCAAUCUGAUGUCAUUGGGUUAUGAAACCACCAAGCCAGAAGCAGUUGUCCUAUUAGAAAAAGGAGAACAAAGGAUAGUAGAGAAUGAAUUCCCAAGUCGGUGCAGUCCAGAAGUAAUCUGGCAAGUUUAUGAUUGCUGUCAGGAAAAUAUUGAGAAGGAUGAACCUGUGGACAGAGACCGUGACAACACAUUGAGGAAAAUAGUCUCUCUGAGCAAAAACUUUGUUCCUUUAAUAGCAAGACCCUAUAAAUGUGUCUCAAAAGGAAUAAGUUUGAAACAAAAUUCAGAUUCAAAUUUUCAGAGUAAAAACUAUGCAGAAAUGAACUGCGAUGAGUUAAAUGGUCUUGGGAAAUCAUUUUUCCACACUCAACAUGAAAAAUUCCACCCUCAAGUCCAAUGCUACAAACAUAAUUCAUGUGUAAAGACUUUCAACGUAAUGGCAAACCUUAAAAGGGAUCACAGAAUUCACACAGAUGGGAAACCUUAUGAAUGCAGUGAAUGUCCAAAGUCCUUCAGGUAUAAGUCAAAGCUCAUCAUCCAUCAGAGAACUCAUACAGGAGAGAAACCAUAUGGAUGCAGUGAAUGUCAGAAAGCUUUCAGUACAAAAUGUUAUCUCACGCUGCACCAGAGAACUCAUACGGGAGAGAAACCAUAUGGAUGCAGUGAGUGUCAGAAAUCCUUCAGAACAAAAUAUCACCUCAUUCUACACCAGAGGACUCAUACAGGGGAGAGACCCUAUGAAUGCAAAGAAUGUGGAAAAGCUUACAGGGAGAAAACAAAACUCAGAUUACACUACAGAACUCAUACAGGAGAGAAACCUUUUAAGUGUGGUGAUUGUGGAAAAGCUUUCAUCCAGAAGUCAAACCUGAUUAUUCAUCAACGAGGUCAUACAGGAGAUAAGCCCUAUGGAUGCAGAGAAUGUGAAAAGGCCUUCUGUAGUAAGUCUCAGCUCAUUGUUCACCAGCGAAUUCAUACUGGAGAAAAAUCCUAUGAAUGUAGUGAAUGUGGGAAAGCCUUCAAUAAAAACUCACACCUCACAACACAUCAGAGAAUUCAUACAGGAGAGAAACCUUAUGAAUGCAGUGAAUGUGGAAAAGCAUUCAUACAUAUGUCACAGCUCAUUGUACAUCAGCGAACUCAUACAGGACAAAAACCUUAUAAAUGCAAGGAAUGUGGGAAAACCUUUAAUAAGAAAUCACACUUCAUUACACAUCAAAGAAUUCAUACAGGAGAAAAACCUUACGAAUGCAGUGAAUGCGGAAAAGCUUUUAUAGAUAACUCACAGCUUAUUGUCCAUCGGAGGACUCAUACAGGAGAGAAACCCUAUGAAUGCAAGGAAUGUGGGAAAGCCUUUAAUAAAAAAUCAUCUCUCAUAACUCAUCAGAGAAUUCAUACAGGAGAGAAACCUUAUGAAUGCAGUGAAUGUCGAAAAGCUUUUAUAGACAAGUCACACCUCAUUGUCCAUCAAAGAACUCAUACAGGAGAAAAACCUUAUGAAUGCAGUGUAUGUGGAAAAGCUUUCUUACGAAAGGCAAUGCUCAUUGUCCAUCAGAGAAUACAUACAGGAGAGAAACCCUUUGUCUGUCUUGAAUGUCAGAAAGCCUUUAGCAGUAUGGCAAUGCUCAGUAGACAUCAGCUGAUUCAUACAGGAGAGAAACCCCAUGGAUGCAAUGAAUGUGGUAAAGCCUUCCGACAGAAAAGUCAUCUCGUUAUUCACCAACGAUGCCAUACUGGAGAGACACCCUAUGGAUGCAUUCCAUGUGGGCAAAUCUUCAACCAAAAGUCACAGCUCAUUAGACAUCAGAGACAUCACACAGGAGAAAAACCAUACCAGUGUAGUGAAUGUGGGAAAGCAUUUUUUGAAAAAUCAUAUCUCAGUGUCCACCAGAGAAGUCAUGCAGGAGAAAAACCCUACCAAUGUAAUGAGUGUGGAAAAACGUUCUCUGUCAAGUUUUUUCUCACUUCACAUCAAGAAAUUCAUACAGGAAAGAAACCUUAGGAACACAGUGAGGGCUGGAAAGACUUUAGUGAGAUGUCAGAUCCUGAAUACAAGAACUCAUACAAGAAACACCCUAUGAAUACACUGAGAAUUGGGAUAUUUUUAUAAUAAUUUUAGACUUUGUAAGCAUCAGAAAACUCAACCAGGAGAGAAAUCUUUUAAAUGUAGUGAACAUGGAAAACUGUCUCCCAAUGAUGUAGCCUCAUAUUUUAUCAGGGAAGUUAUAGAGAAGAAAGACAGUAAGAAUAAAUCAAAUGGUGGAAAUCGUGUCUUGAGAAGUUACAUUAUAUGUUACACAGUAAUGAAAACUUUUGAGUGCAGCACAUGUUGGAACACUUUUCAGAAAACAUAGGUCAUCGUAAAUUAGACAAUUUUCUCUGAGGUAAAAUCCCACGGAUGCUGUGAAUGCUGAAACACCUUUCCCAUAAAUAACUUUUCCUUUCAUACCAAAGAAUACAGAUGACUGAAGACCUGUGAAUGGGGAUGCUUCUGACAUGAAGUACAACUUUACAGUGGAUCAGGUAAUAUUUAUUGAGAAAUACAUAAUUAAUGAUGUUGGAGACUGUUCACAUAUAAACAAUUUUGUAAUACAAAUCCUGAUUCUGCCACGUUAUCAUAUAUAUAGAAAACAUAGCACUAAGUAGUCAGUUAUGAAGAGCAGAUAGCAUCAAUGUGGUAAAUAACACUUUGUUACAUGUUUGGUUAUACAGAAUAGUUAGAGCCGUAAAUUAAGAUCAGUCUCAGAUGUAUGUAUUUGCUUUGUGUCUGAGUGUUUUUGUAGAAUAUCUAUAUAGCAAUUUUCAAAUUUCACAGGGUAAUGAAAGAAAAUCGUCAGCCAUGAAAUUCCUUUUCUGGUUUUUAUGUGUAGUAACUACCGAAAAAAUGUCCAUAUUUUAAGUACGUAGAUCAUAUAAUUUGUAAGGGACGUAGUCAAGUUCCCCAUUAAACAAGAACUCUGCAAUACACCGCCUAGUACCUUUGUUUUCCUGAGUGGUGAUACAUGUAAAUGGAUCUGAUAGUCCUUUUGAAUAAUAAUGCCAAGCUUUUUUUUUUUUUUUAAUUUUUCUUCUGGUCAGAAAAAAUACUCAUUAAAAAUAUCGAGAUUUAGAAGUGAUGAUUGAUCACAGCUCCUCUGUUUCCAAAUGAGUUCUAAAAAGUGAAACAGCUGAUGUUUUCAAGAAAAUGAAGACUGAAAUGUCAUUUCGUUGAUGGGGAAUGUGGCUUGGACUUACGGUUUUUAUAGGUUUUUAUAAGUCAAGUGUGCUUCCUGCUGCUUUCCACCAAAAUCUAGUAAUUUGGGUAUAACUCCAUAAAGGUAGUCUCAGUUUCAUAUCAGACACACUUUGAUGCAAACAGCUGACUCACAUUCAUCAUCCUUCCACAGUAGAAACUGAGAAGAAAUAGUCUGUAUAUAUGCCUUGUUAAGGCUCACUCUGCAUCUCCUACUACUGGUGCUAACCACCAUGACAGCAGACUUAAGAGACAGUGGCUUCAUACUGCAGACAGACUAACCCAAAUACAGAAAAAGGGAGUCUAGACCAGCCAUGCAAAAACUUUUGAUAACUCACAAAUAUGAUAACCACACUGUUCUUCCUUUGCAGAGAAGUCGAUAAGGGCAGAGGAAGAAGUGUGUAGAGUGUUCUUCCCAAUACUAUGGAAGUAGUUGAAGUUGCUUUUUAAUAAGUCCAGUUAUAAACAUGCGAAGAUACAGAAAAUGUUUCAGCCUACUAAAACAGGAGGGGGGAGUCUUGCUAAUUAUGUUGAAUAUGCGAGUUUAUGAAAUACAUGUUCAUAUAAGAAUACUGAAAACAGCAAAGAUACAUGCCUGAGAGCCACAUACAUCAAAGAGAUGAAUGUCACCAACAUACAGUGCAAAAACUAGUUGCAUAAGAUUACAUCCAGUACAGCUGUGUCAGUUAUCAAUGCAUUGCUUCUCAGACACAAAUCUUCCCUUCUUAGCCCCUGGAUUUGGAUGUUGUGAACAUUUCUCCUUUGCCAGCUAGUGCACUUACUUUUACGUAACUUAAAACUGAUAUUUAGGUAACUUACCUGACGUAGUAAAAACCAAAACCAAACCUGUUGCUGUUGAGUCAGCCUGUGAUUGGUCUAUUUUACACACCUCGUAGGGAUCAGUCAAUAUACUUAUACAAAUGAAGUGACCUGACUUGAUAAGCAAAAAAUAAAUAAAUAAAAAUAAAAACAUGUAGAUCCUGGUAGGAGUUCAGUUUCAUUCUUAUAUUCCAAUUUUGCACUAUGGUAACUUUACAAGGCUUUAGUGAACAGGAUGUAAAGCCCAGGACCCGCCCAAGAUAGGUAAUUUGAUAGGAAACACCAUUUGAGAUUCCCAAAGAGUGAAGACCUCUAUUUGAGAGUGAAAAAUAAUCACAAUGCAGAAGAUGCACAAGGAAACUGGCCUGUUUUGAAUAUGUCAUUGACUGGAGAGAAACAACCCUGUUUUCCCCCCACCCACAUAAUUAACUUUUUUUAAUGGACAUAUAGAACACUCCAAGAAGUAGAGAAGGCAAAUUCUUUUCAUGUAAACAUGGAAUAAAUAUAAAAACUGACCACAUAUUUGGCUAUAAAGCAAGUCUUGUUUCAUACAGCUGACAUUCUCUGAACACUGCACUUAAAUCAGAAAUGAAUUAUAAAAAGAUAAUUAGGGAAACAUCAAACUACUAAGUACCUCAUGAAUAAAAUAUGUACAUAUAUUAGAAACUGAAUAAUAAUGACAACAUUAAUCAAAUAUUAGAGGCAAUUUAAGUCUCUCUUUGGGCUGCAGGAUAUCUCAGAUUUAUUUCUGAUGAAGUAAGUUCAUUUAUGUGACCUUUUGCCUUGGUUCUUUGGAAAAACAGCUUGAGAGAUUUUUCCCCUAAGCCCUGAGGAGUUACCUUUGCCCACUUUUCUACCCCAGAGCAUUUGUUACCUUUGUCCAGAUUGAUUGAUAUUUCCUGGGUAAGCUGUAAACAGCUUGUGGUUUGAUACUUUUUCUCUGGCCCUGGGCUGCAGCCUGCCCUUCCUGGGAUUGGUCAGUAUACUUAUGCAAAUGAAGUGACUAUAGACUACUAUGCACAUGAAGCAACUGUGCCCUACCAAGAGAGGAUUGGUCAGUUUGUGGCCCUGGUGGGAGGGCCAUGCCUUGAAACUGACCAGGAGUUUGCUUACAUGUGCAGCCAGCCCCACAGAGGUUUGCAGACAGAAAAGAAAGAAGCAGCAAAAAGGCAAGGGAGGCAAGAAGAGAAGCAGCAGAAAGACGGGAUGUGAGGAACCUCCCAAAAGAGCUGUAACACAGGUUAGAAGUAAUACUGAAGACAGUGAGAAGCCUGGAAGGGGCCCUGCAGCAGAACUGGCAGCAAGCCACCUGGAAGGGGCCUUGUGGCAGAGUCACUGGUGACAGCAGAAACCUGCUGCUUAGAAUCUGCCUGAGAGAGCUAAACAAAACUGCUACCCUGGUCAUGAGUUGGGUCAGUUAGCAAUGGAGAGGAAACCAGCAGGGAAGCCGAAGGCAGAGAGGCCUGCAAGGCUGAAAAGGGCAGCAUGGCCAAAAGGAGGCUUGUCCUCAGGGGGUUGAGAAGAGACCUGCACAGCUAUGAAGGCACAUGCAUGGCCAAGAGGAGACCUGCCCUGAGGGGGCUGAGAGGGGGCAUGCACAGCAGAGAGGAGCUAAGAAAGCUCUCCUGCACUGAAGAAGGGAGGAAUGUGUUCUCCACUUAGGGGGAGCCUUGCAGACUGUGCCUACAUGCUUCCUGAUCCUAAGUUGUAGCCUGUUGAUUCUGAUCUCGAGGUGUACCCUGUUACUUCCUUAAUAAACCACUUAACUGUAAGUAUGGUCAGUGAGUUACUUGUGGCCAUUGCAAUGAGUUAUCAAACCUAGCAGAGAAGUAGAGAGUGCUGUGGGGAAGAGGGCUGGUGUCAGAAUUGGUAAAAGCUUGGACAAAGGAGGUAUGUCUGACCUCCUCAUAAGAAUUAUCUUGGGCUGAUGGUUAUUCUCUGUCCUGACAUUAGAGGAGUUCAGGCACUACUAGAACAUUACAAUUUCUUAAUUUCUAAAAUUAUAUGAUUUUUAUAGGUAAUUUUUGUCAUUAAAAUGUUGAAAACUAAUGAUCUAAAGCACUGCAAAACAGGAGAGAGAGGAUAAAGAAAAGAGCAGUAAUUAGUGAAAUAGAAAACAAUGAAGAAAAGAGCAGUAAUUAAUGAAAAAGAAAACUGAUAAGAGUACAUCAGCAAGGUCAAAAAUUGGUUCUUUGACGGUAGUAACAUAACCGACAAACACUAGGCAACAUUGAUCAUGAAGAAAAGAAAAUUAAAAAAAUCAGUAUUAGAUGCAAGGCAGUUCAGUGGGAGAAAGAUGUAAAAAUGACGUGGUGGAGGCAUCAAACCUCCCCUAACUUCACAGGGGGGACGGAGAAUCAUUAUCAGCAUGAACAGCCCAAAGCCGAUUCCUAUGAGGUGGAGGUCAGACAUGCCUCCUCUAUCCAACCAUUUUACCAAUUCUGACACCAACCAUCCCUCACACAAUAAUUGAUUGCAGUGGCCAUAUAGAACUCAGAGAUAAUACUCAUGUUUAUGGGCUUUAUUAGGGAAAUAACAGGUUACAAUUCAGUAUCAGAAAUGACUCGAUAUAGUUCUUUGAUCAGGACAGCCUCUUUCUCCCCCUCGGCCCCUCUGCCCAGCCUCUGCCCUGCUCGGGCAAGUGCUUACAUCAGGGCUGUUUAUCUCUGCCGAUAAGUGCCCAGGGACCCCACUCCAGCAGCAAGCCUCCUGCCCAAAGGCGCUCAGCACACUCAAUCCAUGGGCCUGGAAGCCCACUAUGCUGCCUCCUCCUGGCCUCCUUGUUCUUCUGCCUCUGCUUUUUGAGGUUUCCGGUGUUACAGCUCUGUCCGAUUCCUGGGUCUAGGAGUGUCUCAAUCCAGGAAUCUUGGAUCCAAAGGAUGUACUCUGCUCCUAUUGCUUCUUCUUCCUUUCUGCCUCUAGGAUGGCUCAUUUUAAUCCUAGGAUGGCAAAACUGACCAAUCCUCUCAUUAGGGCUCUGUAUACCUUAUUUGCAUGGUCCCGCUCCCACAAUGGUACCAUACAUCUUAUUUGCAUUAUUAGGAAGCUGAUCCCUUGGUGGGCCACAAGCACCUUGUUCGCAUAGUCCCACCAAAUGUUUUGGUGGGAGGUACAAGACUGACAAGAAAAGAGAUCCAUCACACUGCAAAAGGAUAGUCUUGAACAAAUGGGACGCAGACAGUUGGAUAUCCACAUGCAAGACAACUCUCACCUCAUACCAUACACAAAAUACUAAUUCAAAAUGGAUUAUAAAGCUAAAGUAAAGCUAUAAACCUAUGAAUUAUAUACCUUUUAUAAAAAAAUACAGGAAAAAAUUUUUGUGACCUUCAUCAAAGUGUAUCUAGAACACCCCUAGGUAUCUACCCAAGAGAAAUGGAAACAUUUGCACACAAAGUACUAUGCAAAUGUUCAUAGCAGUAUUAUAAUAAAAGCCUUUGAAAUAUGUUUGUAUUUAUAAGAGAACAAUAAAUUUGGGAAAUGUUCUAUGAGUGCUUGAAAAGUCUGAAUUUUGCAAGUUUUUGAUAUAUAAAGCAAAAAUACUGCCUGUAAUGCAGUGUAAGGAAUUGUCUAAAUUCAUGAGGGAUAAGAAUCAGGAUCAGCACACAGCUGGUUCCUAGGAGGUGGAGGUCAGAUAAACCUCUGCUCUCCCAACUUCUUCACCAUUUCUAACACCAGCAGUCCCUUCCACUGCACUCUAUACUUCUCUGCUGCGUUUGAUAAUUUUGUUGCCAUGGCCAUACUCACAGGUAUGUGGUUCAUUAGGGAAGUAACAGGCUACAACUUGGUAUCAACAUCUGGAAGCACAUCCCCAAAAUGGAGAACACAUCUCGGCCUUCUUCAGUACAGGACAGCUCUCAGCUGCUCUCUGCCAUCAGGUUCCCCUAAUGUUGGCCUCCUUGCUGCUAACUGACCCAGCUCAGCUUCAGGACUGCUGGAUCCCCACAUGGCUCUGCUUCUCUGUCAGCCCAGCUUUCAGCUAACAUCUUUCAGCUGCAGCCUUUUUUUUUUUUUCAACCAGUCCUGGGUGGGGCCUCUGUGUCCCAAAGGACAUGCUCCUUUCCCAGCUCCUAUCAACCAGGAGACCACUAAAACCUCUGCAUUUUAGCCAUUUAUAUAUCCCAGUCCUCAUAAGUUACAAGGUGGGACUCCCUCACCAGACUAAAGUUCAACUAAUCAUCAAUUACCCAUGAGAUGUCAACCAACCCAGGUCUUGUACAAAAAUAACCUUUUCUGCUGGCAGAAACCAGCUUAUCUCCUGAGCAAAAGUAACAACCCUCUGGUGUAGAAAGCAACGUAGGAGGUCCCCAAAUUCCUACUCCACAAAGAACUAGGGCAAAGUAAUAACUCCUCAGGGCUUAGGGGGAAAAUUUCCCAAACUUUUUCCAAAGAACCAAGGCCAAAGGCCACAUAAAGAA